Messenger RNA from Apodemus sylvaticus (European woodmouse), 834 nucleotides. It is a transcript of the gene Cib3, whose product is annotated as calcium and integrin binding family member 3. The transcript has 5 exons. The coding region runs from base 1 to 771 and encodes 256 amino acids. Gene Ontology annotation, molecular function: calcium ion binding. The record is from RefSeq and is a predicted model, not a curated record. Lineage: Eukaryota; Metazoa; Chordata; Mammalia; Rodentia; Muridae.
AUGGGCAACAAGCAGACUGUGUUUAGUCACGAGCAACUGGAGGAGUACCAGGAAGCUCUUCCUUCCUACCUUGUUCCUGCUUUCCCCGCUCCGCAGCGGCCUUGUCUGUGGGGAGGGAGACAGGGGGACCUAUUUCUGGCUCUGUGCACUCAAGAUUCAGACUCAUGCCUGAGGCUCCUGGGGCCCCAGCGUCCUUCCUUGUGGAGUGAGUCCUGUUACUACACAAGAAAAGAAUCAAAUCCCUUCCGCCUCUUGGCUACCAGCCUUUCCCGCUUUCUCUCUCCCCAUAUCAGACUGUUCUAUCGAUACCAGGACCUGGCCCCUCAGUUGGUGCCUCUGGACUAUACCACCAGUCCCAAGGUGAAGGUGCCCUACGAGCUGAUUGGCAGCAUGCCAGAGCUGAAGGAUAACCCUUUCCGCCAGAGGAUUACGCAGGUCUUCUCUCAAGAUGGGGAUGGUCACAUGACCUUAGAGAACUUCUUGGAUAUGUUCUCAGUGAUGAGUGAGAUGGCUCCACGGGACCUGAAGGCCUACUAUGCCUUUAAGAUUUAUGACUUCAACAAUGACAACUACAUCUGUGCAUGGGACCUGGAGCAGACGGUGACCAGGCUGACCCGUGGGGAACUGAGUGCUGAGGAGGUGACCCUGGUCUGUGAGAAGGUUCUGGAUGAAGCAGACGGAGACCAAGAUGGGCGGCUGUCCCUGGAGGACUUCCAAAAUAUGAUCCUGCGAGCCCCAGACUUCCUCAGCACCUUCCACAUCCGCAUCUGACAUGCUCAGAGGACAAGACCUGGCCCUCACGCAUCUCUACUCUGCUCUCUGAAUAAAUAGGAA